AUGUCUAGAGACGCACCAAUAAAGGCAGAAAAGGAUUAUAGCGAAAUUUUGAAGGAGGAGCUCCCAAAGAUAGAUAAGUUAGCUGAAGGGAGCUAUGAAUCUGCCUUGGAUCAAUUGUUAGUUCUGGAGAAGAAGACAAGACAGUCAUCUGAUUUGGUUUCGUCGAAAGAAAUCCUAUCUAAGAUUGUUGAAAUAUUGGUUUCUAAGGGUAAAUGGGAAGAAUUAGACGAACAAUUGACUCUUUUAUCCAAGAAACAUGGUCAAUUGAAAUUAUCUAUCCAAUAUAUGAUUCAAAGAAUCAUGCAUUAUUUGAAUGAAACGAACAUGGAUUUAACUUCCAAGAUAAAAACGAUUGAAACCAUCAGGAACGUCACAGAAAAUAAAAUCUUUGUUGAAGUGGAAAGGGCCAGAGUAACACGGGAUCUAGUCAGAAUUAGAAGAUCUGAAGGUAAAAUCAAGGAAGCAUGUGAUAUAUUAUGUGAAUUACAAGUGGAAACAUAUGGUUCGAUGGAAAUGUCCGAAAAAAUUGAGUUUAUCUUGGAACAAAUGGAAUUAAGUAUAUUGAAAGGUGAUUAUUCACAAGCUACAGUCCUAUCGAGGAAAAUUUUGAAGAAAACUUUCCAAAAUGAAAAGUAUGAAACUUAUAAGUUGCAAUACUACGAAUUACUCAUCAAGAUUGGUCUUUACAAGAGAAAUUAUUUGGAAAUUGCCCAAUAUUAUCAAGAUAUUUAUCAAACUGAAUCAAUUAAAAUCGAUGAGGCAAAAUGGAGACCUGUUUUGACACAUAUCGUUUAUUUCCUUAUCUUGGCACCAUAUGAUAACUUACAAAACGAUUUACUUCAUAAAGUUCAACUAGAUAAUCAUUUGAAAAAAUUGGAAAAUCAAGAAUCUUUGGUCAAAUUGUUUACUACGAAGGAAUUAAUGAGAUGGCCUAUAGUUAAAAAGACCUACGAACCAAUAUUCAUCACAGACGGGCUUGUGUUCAGUAAGGAACAUCCUGAACAUUGGGAAACACUACAAAAAAGAGUCAUCGAACACAACUUGAGAGUUAUAUCGGAAUAUUAUUCAAGAAUUACUCUAGCGAGAUUAAAUGAAUUGUUAGAUUUGAAUGAAAAUGAAACUGAGACGUAUAUUAGUAACUUAGUCAAUCAAGGUGUCAUUUAUGCCAAAGUCAAUAGACCAGCCAAGAUUGUAAACUUCGAGAAGCCAAAAAACUCAAGUGAACUAUUGAAUGAAUGGUCGCAUAACAUCGAUGAAUUGCUGGAGCAUAUUGAAACUAUCGGUCAUUUGAUUACAAAGGAGGAAAUCAUGCAUGGUUUGAAAGCCUAA
This is a messenger RNA of Kazachstania africana CBS 2517, 1329 nucleotides long. RefSeq names its product proteasome regulatory particle lid subunit RPN5 (gene RPN5). Lineage: Eukaryota; Fungi; Ascomycota; Saccharomycetes; Saccharomycetales; Saccharomycetaceae. The transcript has a single exon. Gene Ontology annotation, cellular component: proteasome regulatory particle, lid subcomplex; nuclear proteasome complex; cytoplasm. The record is from RefSeq and is a predicted model, not a curated record. Bases 1 to 1329 code for a protein of 442 amino acids.